Punica granatum (pomegranate) is the source of this 3479-nucleotide messenger RNA. NCBI's taxonomy places the organism in Eukaryota, Viridiplantae, Streptophyta, Magnoliopsida, Myrtales, Lythraceae. The record is from RefSeq and is a predicted model, not a curated record.
UAAUUAAUGGACAGGAGUGGGCAACGGCAUUGACCUUUUCAUGUCCAGAAAAGUCAGAUGGACAUCAGCAUGCACUGGAACUUUUGCUCUAUAAAACCUUCCUGAUUCGUCACCCCAACCAGAGCCCAUUGCCUUUGCACACUGCCAUGGAGUUUAUCUUGUAUCUCCCGGUGUUGAUACAUAUAGUUUGCUUAACUUCAAACUUCCACCUCACAGCCUCGGAUUCCUUCUCUGGUUCCAUAACACCUCAAUGUCACGGGGACGACAUGUCCAUGCUACUUGAGUUCCAGAACAGCUUCACCAUUGCUUCUUCCAAUCCUCUUGCACCCUCCAUUCCCUUUCCUCGCCCCAAAGUAGGAUCCUGGAAGUUCGACCCUGACAACCAAACGUCCUCGAAUUGCUGUUCAUGGGAUGGCAUAGAGUGCGAUGAAGGAACUGGUCGUGUAAUGGCACUUGACCUCAGUAGCAGCAAUCUCUUUGGUUCCAUCAACUCUAGCUCUAGCCUCUUUAGGUUGGUUCACCUUCAGAGGCUCAACCUGGCUUUUAAUCACUUCAAUCACUCCCGUAUCCCGUCUGGGUUUCAAUUCCUCUCGGGUUUGACCCAUCUUAACCUCUCGCAAUCAUUUUUCUCUGGGCAAGUUCCCCCCGACAUCUUCACAUUGACCGGGAUGAUCUCGCUCGACUUCAGUGGAGACCUCCUGGAACUAAGAAGUCCAGGCUUGGCAAGUUUAGCCCAGAACUCGACCAACUUGCAGUUUCUCAACCUUGACGGAGUAGAUAUUCUAUCCCCAGUGCCAGAAACCUUGGCAAGACUGUCAUCCCUGAGAUCUUUGAGCUUGUCCGGUUGCAGAGUCCAGGGUGUAUUUCCAGAAAGUAUCUUUCAGUUGCCGAACUUGGAGAACCUUAUGCUCAAUCACAACGUCAACCUCACUGUUCACUUGCCGGCGUUCAACUCCAUUAGUCCCUUAAAGACACUUGGCUUGCUAGAUACAAGGCUUUCGGGUGAGCUACCCAAUUCCAUCAGCAACCUCAAGUCACUGCAAGGUCUGGAAUUAGAUUCUGACAAUUGCAAUUUAACUGGAUCUUUACCAGAUUCAAUCGAAAACCUUCGCUCUUUGAAGUCCCUGAUCAUUAGAGGUUGCGGAUUGUCGGGAUCAAUACCCUCUUCUUUUGGUUCCUUGACCCAGCUAACAUAUCUUGAUUUAUCAUCAAAUGCAUUCAGCCUCCAAAACCUUUCUUCUCUAUCCUGGUUGUGGAAGCUGACCAACCUCCAGACUCUGUCCCUCCGAGAGACAAGUCUACAAGGUGAAAUCCCAUCUUCAAUUGGGAAAUUAUCCCAACUUGAAAUAUUAGAUCUCGGAGACAACCGGUUAAGUGGGUUGAUCCCUGCCCAGUUCCUGAACCUCAGUCAACUCGAAAGAUUGCUUUUAGAUAAUAAUGAACUUUCUGGUCAUAUCCCUACUUGGCUUUCCAACAUGACACAGUUGACACUUAUCAACCUUCAGUUCAAUAGACUACGAGGGCCAGUACCUGUUUGGAUCACUCAGCUCCCAAAUCUCACAUCUCUUCACCUUUGCUUUAACCAACUGAAUGGAAUCGAGGAUCCAGACCUGUCGAAAAACCGCUCUUCGACUAGGGACACCGUUGCCUUGCCUAAGCUUUCUUCACUAGGACUUGCCUCAUGCAAUUUGAGGGAGUUCCCAAUUUUCCUGCAGAACCACCCGAAUUUGGAGUUGUUGGACCUAAAUAGCAACAACUUUACUGAGCAAGUACCUCUGUGGAUGCAAAACAUCGGCAUGCACAGCUUGCGCUCCCUGAACCUCUCCCAUAACUUCCUCACAGGAUUUGAUCCGUCUCUAAAGACUCUCCCAUGGAUGAAUCUCCAGACUUUUGACAUCACAUCUAACAGGUUCACCGGGCCUCCUCCAAGACCUUCCCGCUUUGCAAACUUGGAUACUUAUCUAGUCCCGUAUAACAAACUUUCUGGGCCAUUCCCACGCUGGAUCUGCAAUUUGACUUCUCUUGUCACACUUGACUUGUCUUUUAACAACUUGAGGAGCAGUCUUCCUGAGUGCUUGGGCAAUAUCAGCAUGUCUCUGUCAGUGCUGAACCUGCAAAGAAACAGAUUCAGCGGCAACAUUCCUCAAAUGUAUGCGAGCGGGAUGCAACUGAAGAUGAUUGCUUUGGGUCAUAAUCAGCUGCAAGGGCAAUUACCGAGGUCUUUGGCCAAUUGUUCGAUGCUAGAAUUUAUUGACUUGGGGAACAAUAAGAUCAGCGACACUUUCCCGUCUUGGUUAGAACCUCUUCCGCAAUUGAAGGUACUUAUUUUGAGCCACAACAAAUUUCAUGGUGUCAUCAGUAGACCGGGCUCCCUUUCUGGGUUCCAAAGGUUACGAAUCAUUGACCUGUCCUAUAACAUGUUCACCGGUAUGCUGCCUGAGGGAUAUUUCCAAACUUGGACAUCCAUGAAGGUCGUUGAUCCAGCUGCAGAAAAAGUAACAUAUCUACAAGCAAGGUGCCGAUACGGGUUCUACGACUUCUACAUGAUACUGAUAAAUAAAGGGAUUCACAUGUACUAUCCGAAGGUGUCGCAGAUAUUCACAGCCAUCGAUCUAUCAGGAAACAUGUUUGCAGGGGCCAUCCCAAAUGCCAUUGGCGACUUACAGCAGCUUCAUCUGUUGAACCUGUCAAACAAUUUUCUCAUCGGUGGUAUCCCAUCUACAAUUGGUGGCCUCAGUGAACUCGAAUCCCUUGACCUUUCUGGCAACAGGCUUUCAGGACAGAUUCCAUGGGAACUGGCAGAACUCAAUUUCCUGUCCUUUUUGAAUGUGUCGUCCAACAACCUUACAGGGUCCAUACCGAGGGGACCACAAUUCAACACGUUCACGAAGAGCGCAUUUGAGGGCAACCCAGGACUGUGUGGAGACAUCAUAUACAAGAAGUGCAGUAGUCCUGAUGUGGCAGAGUCACCAGCCGUGGAGCAAGACAACUCAUCUUGGUUCUGGGAGAUCGACUGGAAGGUUGUUCUGUUGGGGUAUGGAAGUGGAGUUGCAAUUGGACUUGUCAUUGAAAAUGCUUUUAACUCGGGAAAACAGGCAGGGUUAGCAGCAGUUAUCCGGAGGAGGCUGCAAAACAGACAGCGGCAAUCGAGGAGGAUCCGCAGGAACUGAAUAUAUAAAAACUAGACGAGGCCUGAUCACAAUGCAGAUGAUUUUGAAAAGUAUCUACGCCCGAACAUGGAGUGGGUAGUACAAAUAAUAUAGGUCUUAUUUCCAGUCUAUUGACAAAGAUCCAUACACUGUAAAAUUACUCCUUAAUGUUCCAAAAGUUUUAUCUUUAUAGGUUUCCUAUUCCGAUUCUAAGAGUUAAAAAUUUUCAAAUGUAAAGUGAUUAAGCCAAAAUAAGUACGAAGACUAUUGCAUGUAAGGCUUCAGUGCAAUCUCUAUUCUUUCAUUUUCAAAAGUUAUUACUUAUAUCAA